CCGGAACCAACCCGGCCCUGCCUGGAACCGCCGCCUACCCGGGCUCGUUCCGGUUCUCCCUUUCCCAAAAAAAAGCCCGGCCGAGCUCAGGUCCGGCCGAGUCCGGGCCCAGCCCAGAACCGGCCCGGCUCGGAACCGGCUCGGAACCGGUCCGGAACUGGCCCGUCCCGGAACCGGCCCGGCCCUGAACAGCCCUGCCCUGGUCCAUCCUUAUAAGCAACUACCGCAGACUGGCAUCCAGCAUCGUCCGUUCGUCACUUCGUCCUCUUAGCUACUUGAAGUCCAGGCGGGCUCAGUCGGCUCGCCCUCUUCGUCAGUUGGUCACGCAAGCACGGCUCACGCCGGUCGCUGGUCGGCUGUCGGCGAACGACGCCUCUACUUGCUAGCCGCUAGAUCUCUGCUCGACUGAGCCUUGUUGUUCUGCUCUUCGCCUCUUCAGAUUUGAGGGCUUGUUGAAUGGCUUGCCUUUCAUCUGGUACCAGAGCAGCUUCUUAUGCUGCCUCGAGUUUCCUCUCCAAUCAGCAACAUUACUUUCUGCAGCAACAGAUCUAUCGUCUGAGCUUUUCCUACACCAGAUGUGUCAAUGUCCCGCUUAAUUUUCGCUCUCCCCGGAUUUUCAUAUCUCACAGAUCGGUCCAGCCCAUUUUCAAUGCCCUUUCUACUUACAAUGACACAUCUCAAGAAGGAAGGGUGGUUGUGUUGGUCAUUGGUGGAGGAGGAAGGGAGCAUGCACUUUGUUUUGCUUUACAACGGUCACCUACAUGUGAUAUGGUCUUCUGUGCUCCUGGUAAUGCUGGAAUUUCUCGUUCAGGAGAUGCUACCUGCAUACCGGACCUAGAUAUAUUCAAUAGUUCAGACGUGAUCUCAUUUUGCCACAAACGGGGGGUUGGGCUGGUUGUUAUUGGGCCCGAGUCUCCUCUUGUGGCAGGCCUCAGUAAUGCUCUUGGCAAGGCAGGAAUCCCGACCUUUGGCCCUUCCUCAGAAGCUGCUGCCUUGGAAGGGUCAAAAAGCUUCAUGAAGAGCUUGUGUGACAAGUAUGGGAUCCCAACAGCAAAAUAUCAAACAUUUACAGAACCGUCAAAAGCAAAAGAGUACAUUAAACAGAAAGGCAUCCCCAUUGUAAUCAAAGCAGAUGGAUUGGCUGCCGGUAAAGGAGUGAUCGUUGCCAUGACACUUGAGGAAGCAAUUGAGGCUGUAGACUCGAUGCUUCUGGGAGGCAUGUUUGGCUCUUCGGGCUCAAAAGUUGUGGUUGAGGAGUACCUGGAAGGAGAGGAAGCUUCUUUCUUUGCAUUAGUGGAUGGCGAACAUGCCAUACCAUUGGAAUCGGCUCAAGACCAUAAACGGGUCGGGGACGGUGACACAGGACCUAAUACAGGUGGAAUGGGAGCUUAUUCUCCGGCACCUGUGCUGACAAAAGAACUCCAGUCUGAGGUUAUGGAGUCUAUCAUUCUUCCUACUGUGAAGGGAAUGGAUGCAGAAGGGUGCAAAUUUGUUGGGGUUCUGUAUGCCGGGUUAAUGAUUGAGAAGAAAUCUGGACGACCUAAGUUAAUAGAGUACAAUGUGCGUUUUGGAGAUCCUGAGUGCCAGGCAUUGAUGGUUCGCUUGGAAUCUGAUUUGGUCCAGGUCCUGCUUGCAGCCUGUCAUGGAGAGCUAAAUGAGAUAUCCCUGAACUGGUCACCUGGGUCAGCUAUGGUGGUAGUAAUGGCCAGCGAGGGCUAUCCCGGAAAAUACAAAAAGGGAUCAGUCAUUCAUAACCUUGAGGAAGCGGAGCAUAAGAGUUCCCCAAUGGUGAAAAUUUUCCAUGCCGGAACAUCUGUAGACGCAGAUGGAAAUUUCAUUGCAACUGGAGGACGCGUCCUUGGGGUCACCGCCACAGGAAAGGAUCUUGCAGAGGCACGUGACAGAGUGUACCAUGGCAUUGAGCAGAUUGAUUGGCCGGGUGGUUUCUACCGUCGGGAUAUUGGUUGGAGAGCGCUGUCUUCCAAACAACAUGGCCCCCAGUAAAAUGUUGGGUGUAUUUUUGAACUUGUUAUAUGUCGACUCUUGCUAUGGCCAUACCCUUGCUCGAUUCAUUGGGAUGCGUCUGUUUAGAUCUUGGUAGGGUAAGAAAAUAGAAGAGGGGGGAGUCAGGGAAAAUAUCUGAGAGUUAAUUUAUUGCUAGCAAUUGAGAGAAAACACCAAGACGGCAAGACCAAAAUAAUGUGAUUUUUCUAUACACCAACUACCAUUUUGCAUUAUCCUCACUAACAAUAUUUUUUUUGGUGAUCCUAGAUGCAAAUUUGUUUAGGCGUACUUGACAAAAAUGUUAGAAUUGUUGUAAAUGAAGUUCUUAUGUGUACAAGAGUAACGUACAAGUAUGGUGUGAGAAACAAAAGGAUUGUACAAACACAGGGGGAGUAUUAGUAUACAAUAUUACCAAAUUGAAA
This is a messenger RNA of Cuscuta europaea, 2426 nucleotides long. The record is from the annotation of a GenBank genome assembly. NCBI's taxonomy places the organism in Eukaryota, Viridiplantae, Streptophyta, Magnoliopsida, Solanales, Convolvulaceae.